This is a messenger RNA of Aegilops tauschii subsp. strangulata, 1776 nucleotides long. RefSeq names its product probable serine/threonine-protein kinase PBL28. Gene Ontology annotation, biological process: protein phosphorylation; cell surface receptor signaling pathway. The record is from RefSeq and is a predicted model, not a curated record. Lineage: Eukaryota; Viridiplantae; Streptophyta; Magnoliopsida; Poales; Poaceae. Gene Ontology annotation, molecular function: protein kinase activity; ATP binding.
AUGGGCUUGCGUUUUCCCAUGAGGAUGGGUUUGGACAAGAAAAACCUGCCUCCUGUAGAGUGGGUCAUGGACGUGCUAGGGAAUACAGCCUCGGUGGCUCAACUCGUCGGGACCGUCGGAAGGCUCAUCUCCAAGAUCAUUGAUGCAGCGAGGACGGCACGCCAGAACAAGCGGGAGUGCGAGUACCUCACGGUCCGCCUGUCCGUCAUCGGCGAGGUGCUGCCUCGCCUGCCGCAGCACGCGGAGGUGAAGCGGUCGCUCACGGAGCUGGGCAAAACGCUGGGCGAGGCGCACCAGCUGGUCCUCGCCUGCCAGAACUGGAGCACCGCCAGGCAGCUCAUCGCGGCCAGCCGCCACGCCGACAGCUUGAAGGAGGUCAACGGCAGGAUCGACUCCCACAUCGGCCUCUUGAACUUGGUCUUCACCACCUCCGGCAGCGGUGACCAAACCCGCCCUCCCUACCACACGGAUACGGCGUCACCCGGCUGCUCCUCGGGCGGCCCUGCUGCCCCCGUGAGGCUCACGUGGGCGCAAAUUGCAGCGGCGACCGAUUACUUCGCCGACGAAAUCAGCCGACGCAGCUCUGAGGUGCUGUACAAGGGCCGUCUCCGCGAUGGCACGGAGACGGAGGUGGCCGUCAAGGUGCUUAGCAAGAACGGGCGGCAGGACGUGGAGGGCGCGGUCGUGGCUGAGGUCGAGAUCCUCUUCCCCCUCAGCCACCCACACAUCGUGCGACUCGUGGGCUGGUGCUCCGAGGAGGACGACCGCAUCAUCGUCUACCACCACGAGCAUAUGAGCAACGGCACGCUCAGAGACCACCUGCUGCGCCUGCGCGUGCGCGUGCGCGUUCAAGCGCGCCUCAGGGGCGGCUCUAGCUUUAGCUCGUCGCCGGUGAGGUCGACCUGGAAGGCGCGCGUCGAGGUGCUGCUGGGCGCAUCGCGAGCCGUCGAGCACUUGCACCGUUGUGGGGUCAUCCACCGCAACGUGACCUCGUUCAACAUCCUGCUGGACGCCAGCUGGGCGCCGCGCCUGUCCGGCUUCGGCCAAGCCAUCUUGCUGGCGGCGCCCGGAGACCAGGUCGACACUGAGGUCGUCGGCAUGCCUGCUUACGUCGACCCGGAGUACCGCCGCACUGAGCGUGUGAGCGCGGCGAGCGACGUGUACAGCUUCGGGGUGGUGAUACUAGAGACGCUGACGGGGGAGGAUGCCGCCACCAUGCAGAUGGACUCGGUGCUCCUGGCCAUACGGAACAGGAAGCUACGGGAUGUGCUGGUCCGCCGCCCCGCGGCGACGCCGCGGCAGCUGGAGGCGCUGGAGCUCGUGGCGCACACGGCAGAGUGCUGCCUGUUUUCGGAUGGGAACGACCGGCCUGCCAUGUCGAACGUUGUGGCCAACCUCGCGAGGGCGCUCACGAUCAUAAAUACUAAGCAGUCAGUAAUUAGCUGAAGCUAGCUAUUAUGUGGGCGGGGUAGCUAUUCGUAAGUUGCCUCACAGCCGGAGGAGAGGCCGGAGGACGGGAGGAACAAGGUUGCUGCCUUGCUGGAGGAGGAAGAAGAAGAGGCCGGAGGAAGAAAAACAAGUCCCGGCCGUUUGGAUCUCAAUCCAACGAUGAGGAAAAAUCGACGGUGAUGGCGAUGACAAUGGCGACGGCGACGGCUCACCAAAGUUAUAUACAUUCGGUCCUUAUUACAUCAUUCGGGCAAGAGAAAAGUAUGUUUUUGGUCCCUCAAGUUCCCAGAAAGUAUAGACUUGGUCCCUCAAGAUUUUUGAUACAAA